This is a messenger RNA of Scleropages formosus (Asian bonytongue), 1751 nucleotides long. It is a transcript of the gene f10, whose product is annotated as coagulation factor X. The record is from RefSeq and is a predicted model, not a curated record. The transcript has 8 exons. Gene Ontology annotation, molecular function: calcium ion binding; serine-type endopeptidase activity. NCBI's taxonomy places the organism in Eukaryota, Metazoa, Chordata, Actinopteri, Osteoglossiformes, Osteoglossidae. The coding region runs from base 292 to 1650 and encodes 452 amino acids. Gene Ontology annotation, cellular component: extracellular region. Gene Ontology annotation, biological process: blood coagulation; proteolysis.
CAAGUUCAGAAAGUUUCAUUGGCAGAUUGAGUGAUGGCAAAGCCUACUUCCUGAGUCUGUGGAGGACAGACAAGAGAUUUGGUCAAGCUUCUGCCUCUCUUGCUUGCUCACUCGUUCCCUCUUCUUCCCUCCCCAUUCGUCCAUCUAUCCUCCAAUCCUAUGAUCUCUCCUGCUUCUCCCCUCCUUGUUUCCCUCUCUCUCCUUGUCAGCAGAGCAGGUCAAUGACUUCUCCCAGUUGCUCCAUGCCUGUUCUCCUGCACUGGAGAGUGCAAUAUUCCAGCUGAAGAGGCUAUGACACCUUUUACCCAAACCUGUCUUCUCCUCCUGUUGCUCUCCUGGGUUGGAGCUGAGGUCUUCCUCCAGAGCCAGGAUGCCAGCCAGGUGCUCAACCGGAGGCGGAGGGCCAACAGCCCCUUUGAGGAGUUUCGUAGUGGAAAUAUGGAACGGGAGUGUGUUGAGGAGAGAUGCGACAGAGAAGAAGCCAGGGAGAUAUUUGAGAAUGAAGAGAAGACGAAUGAGUUCUGGAAUGUCUACUUUGAUGGGGAUGCCUGUGUUUCUCAGCCCUGUAUCAAUCACGGUGUCUGUAAGGAUGGAAUUCCAGGAUACACUUGUUUCUGUCGUCCAGGCUUCCAGGGACAUAACUGCGAAAUCGUAAUACCGGAGCUUUGCGAGAAAAACAACGGAGACUGCGAACAUUUUUGUAAUGUGGAGAAAAACAAAGUUCGCUGUUCCUGUGCAGACGGCUACUACCUUGGAGAUGAUGGAAAGUCAUGUCGGUCCAAUGAGGUCUUCAAAUGCGGUGCUAUAAAAUCUAAGAAGAGUCGAAGCAUUUACAUUUAUAGGCAACAUGAAAACGGGACAAAAAAUGACAACGUUAACGGGACAAACAGUGUCUUUAAUAACACCGCAGAAACGAAUGACUAUGAUGAGUCCUCGUCCCGCAUUGUCAACGGAGAGCAGUGCCCACCUGGAGAAUGCCCCUGGCAGGCCCUCCUGAUGAACGAGCAAGAUGUUGGGUUUUGUGGAGGAACCAUUCUCAAUGAGUAUUUUAUCUUGACUGCAGCACACUGCAUGAACCAGUCACGGUCCAUCUUUGUCAUUCUAGGCGAGAUCGACACAAAGGUCAAUGAAAGCCGCGAGGCCAUUCACGAAGUGGCCCAGGUCCUCACCCACAAACAGUACGUCAGAGAAACAUACCACAACGACAUUGCGCUCAUCAAGCUGCAGAAGCCGAUCAAAUUCACACCCUUCAUCUUGCCAGCCUGCCUCCCCGAGGCUGACUUUGCAGAGAAGGUGCUGAUGCGGGAGGAUUACGGGAUGGUCAGCGGCUUUGGUCGGCUGCGCGAGGGCGGUGUCCAGUCCACUGUGUUGAUGAGGCUCAGCGUGCCUUACAUCAGUCGGGCUGUCUGCAUUGAAUCCAGCAAGUUCAAGGUCACCAACCGAAUGUUUUGUGCGGGCUACGAUGAGGAGGAAAAAGAUGCUUGCCAGGGGGACAGUGGUGGCCCCCAUGUUACACGUUAUAAGAGCACAUGGUUUGUGACAGGAGUGGUGAGCUGGGGGGAGGGUUGUGCACGGAAGGGGAAAUAUGGCAUUUAUACACAGGUAUCCAAGUAUAUCCCCUGGAUCAGAUACGUCAUGAAAAAGUUCUAGUUUUGUGCUUUGUAUCUGGCAGACUCUUGAGAAAUUGUUGCUGAAGAAUUCCACAAGCUAAAUGAUAUUCAGAAAAAAGAAUAAAGAUGAUUUAUGACUAA